Cajanus cajan (pigeon pea) is the source of this 1807-nucleotide messenger RNA. RefSeq names its product transcription factor TGA2.2. Gene Ontology annotation, biological process: DNA-templated transcription; regulation of DNA-templated transcription. Gene Ontology annotation, molecular function: sequence-specific DNA binding; DNA-binding transcription factor activity. Lineage: Eukaryota; Viridiplantae; Streptophyta; Magnoliopsida; Fabales; Fabaceae. The record is from RefSeq and is a predicted model, not a curated record.
UGCAACAACACUACACUCUUCUUAAAGCUUCAUCCAUCCAACACUGUUUGUUUAUGCUUGGAACUACACCUUCACUUCCAUAUUCUGCUUCCACUUAUUUAACAUAAAACUUCUCAUCAUGCAAACCUAAUCAGUUAGCUUAGAAAAUAUGCAAAGCUUCAACAUAACCGAAUCAGAAUCAACCUCACCCCUCUAUUCCCAUUCUUCCUUCUUUCACCGGGGAAAUGACACGAGCCGAAAUCCCACGCGUUUCGCGGAUCUUCAACAUUGUUUUCGACAACACGAUGCUGUUGAUUUAAGCUCAAGUUCUGUGUUUGGUGCAAAGUCGAGCAAUGUGGCUGUUGUUGCAAGCAACUUGCAGCGUGGGACAUUCAACACGAACCUUGGUUGUGCGGAAUUUGCUUCAGCAGUUGCAGGGUGCAUUGAGGCAGAGAAGCAACCCAUGUUCCAGAGAGGAGGCACUAACGCCACCAUGCCACUGGGGGACCAGCACGUUGAGAAUUGGGCAGAUGAUAGCCAACACACUGAAGAUACUUGCACUGAUAUUGAUAAUGAUGAUAAGAACCAAUGUUACUCUACUGUGUCUUGGGGCAAUGGAGUUGGGGAUGGGGCACUAGUAGUUGUGGACUCGCAGGAUCAAUGUAAGACUAAGGCUAAAGCUGAAGACCAGAAGACUAUACGUAGGCUAGCUCAGAAUCGGGAGGCUGCAAGGAAGAGUCGGUUGAGGAAAAAGGCAUAUGUGCAACAAUUGGAGAACAGUCGAGUUAGGCUUGCUCAAUUAGAGCAAGAACUUCAACGUGCACGUCAACAGGGCGUAUCUAUUGCAACUGGAAUCACGGGGGAUCGUGGUCAUUCAGUUGUUGGAAAUGGUGCUUUAGCAUUUGAUAUGGACUAUUCCCGUUGGGUUGAUGAGCAUCAACGGUUGAUCAAUGACAUAAGAUCAGCUAUAAACUCUCAAAUGGGUGAUAAUGAACUGCAUCUUCUUGUUGAUGGAGUCAUGGCACAUUAUGAUGAAUUAUUUAGGAUAAAGAGCAUAGGAGCAAAGGCUGAUGUAUUUCACAUACUGUCUGGGAUGUGGAAGACACCUGCAGAAAGAUGCUUCAUAUGGCUGGGUGGAUUUCGUUCAUCUGAACUUCUCAAGAUAGUUAGAAACCAGCUUGAGCCGUUAACCGAACAGCAGUUGAUGGGCAUAUAUAAUCUGCAGCAGUCUUCCCAGCAGGCUGAGGAUGCAUUAUCACAAGGCAUGGAAGCGUUGCAGCAGUCUCUUUCAGAGACACUCUCCUCAUCCUCCCUAGGGCCCUCAGGUUCUGGAAAUGUUGCCGAGUACAUGGGCCAAAUGGCUAUUGCAUUGGGCAAGCUUGCCACCCUUGAGAGUUUCCUUCAUCAGGCUGACCUCUUGAGGCAACAAACACUGCAACAGAUGCGUCGAAUUUUGACCACGUUCCAAGCUGCUCGUGCUCUACUUGUCAUAAAUGAUUACGUUUCACGUCUUAGAGCUCUUAAUUCAUUAUGGUUAGCGUGCCCUAGAGAGUACUAGGUGCUACACUGAGUCUGAGAGCAAUCCUUGUUUCCUGCGAUCUAAUCUUUGAAGAUUGGUAAUUACUGCAUCUUGAUACGUACAAGUUUUUACAGCUGAGAAAUCUUGUAUAUUAUUGACAUAUUUAAGCGGUUUUACUGCCAGUGUUAUUACGCGUAGAAGUAGAAGUACGUAGGCGUUGAUGUUAAUUAUUGUCACCUUUCCACUGACGCUACCAGACAAUAUCACUGCAAAUAACUUUAUGAAGCAUGACUUUAUUGAUUGAUGUAA